Messenger RNA from Guillardia theta CCMP2712, 2598 nucleotides. RefSeq lists its product as hypothetical. Gene Ontology annotation, biological process: protein O-linked glycosylation. NCBI's taxonomy places the organism in Eukaryota, Cryptophyceae, Pyrenomonadales, Geminigeraceae. Bases 1 to 2598 code for a protein of 865 amino acids. The transcript is spliced from 28 exons. The record is from RefSeq and is a predicted model, not a curated record. Gene Ontology annotation, molecular function: protein binding; glycosyltransferase activity.
AUGGAGGUCCGGAUGCGCUGCCUGUGGCUGGCCAUGGCCAUGGCGGGAGUGAGCGUGGCAGGGGUGGGAUCGAGGUACUCGCUCCUGGCGUCCGAUGAUGCAGCUCGGUGGGAGGAGAGGGGAAGAGAAGCGUCGGGAUCGAAGAUAGCUCACAGCGCGACGGGUCUUGCUGACCUCUUUCAUGCUCAUGUACCAGCUACUUGCUCCUGGAACGAAGAGGAUAGAGCGAAGAGGAACGCUCCCGAGGUGGUUUCUGGUGGGAUCGGAGUUGGAAUGCAGGACGAGCGCAUGAUAAGUCUACUGCCUCCCUCUAGUGCUGAAGGAAUGCUUGCUAGGGCCCUGUUGGAGGAGGUCCGAGAGGCUACCGACGCUUCACUUCGUCGGAACUCGCAGGAUCUGUUUGAGCAGGUCAACCUGCUGUACCCAAAGCUGUUUCAAGUGCUGAUGAUAGUCGGACACGAAUCAUUGCGGCAAGGUCGUCUAAGUGCCAUCUCAUCGUUUCCUUCCGCUCACACCUUGGACAAGGAUGCGAUCGAGCUGCUCGGAGUUACACUGCAACACCUGGGGUACAACGAAUGCGCCAUCAGGACUCAUCGCCAUGCUCUGUCGCUUUCGCCAAACAGAACGCUGCCAACCCUCAACCUCGGUCUCCUCUACCUGCACAACGCUCAGCCGAAGGAGGCAAGCAGGUGGUUGUCGUCCGCGUGCUUGCUAUCAUGUACAGAUGUGAAGUCUCUCGAUAUCUGUGGGCCUGCCAUUCAGGGACUGGCUUCUUCGCUCGCUCUUGUGGAGGAUAACGAGCAAUCUCUCCGUUCGUUCUUGUUCUGCGCGAGGCUUCUGCAUUCUAGCCCUUCCUCCUCCAUACGGGAGAUGAAACGUUACGACGAGUCACUGCGGUUGUGGAUGCCGCAGCCUUCCAUGGAAGACAGGAGGGCGGGCAUCUGCAGUCUAGAGUUGGCCCUGUUAGCUCAGAUGUUGGCUGAAUGGGACUUGGAGCGUGUGAUGCGCGACCGAUCUCAGCGAGUGUUACGUGAAUCCAUCAGCCAUGCUUCUCACCAACUGCCAUCAAAGUCGGUGAACGCGAUUCUGUUCCUUGGCGUCUCAGAAGACCUCGAUGUCUCCGUGAUGCGGCGACUUUCAUCAGAGUCAGACAAGGAUGUAAACAUAUCGAGACCUUACACGUUGAGCUCUUCUGACUGCGCUGGACUAUGUCAGCUCGCCAAGCAAGAUCUGGAAUGGAGAGAGAGGAUUGUUUUCACCGGAAACUUCCAGCGUUUGAGACGACAGUCAAGACUGAAAGUGGUCUACAUGAGCUCGGACUUCGGACAGACGGUCAUGUUGUCGUUCAUGGCGCAUGCCAUCGCGCUGCAUGGGAACAAGACGUCAACCGACUCAUUGCACAUCACCUGCCUGUCGCUGAAUGGGGGAGGACACGAGCAGAGCCCUUGGCGUCGCCUCAUACAGAGCUCUGCUGUCGGGCUCCAAGUAAAUGAGGAGAUGGAGGACAGAGAUGAUAGCGAGGUUGCAAGGUGGAUCAACGAGCAGCAGGUUGGGCUGGUCGUGUAUCUUGACGGCCACAACCACGGGAACAGGAUGUCAGUGCUGAGAAGAAAGCCUGCCCCCCUCCAAGUGUCCUAUAGAUUCUGCACCACGACCGGAUCGUCGUUCAUCUCCCACUACAUCGGGGACAGAGUAAUGUCGCCGGUCGAGUACGCCGAUAGCUUCUUCUCGGAGAAGAUGGUCUACCUGCCGGGCAGCUACCUAGCCAACACGCUGAAGGUGAAAUUUCCGGAUGUUCCUGCGCAGGAGGUGGAGGAUCGAAGGCAGGAGAGACGAGAUGCAAGAAGAAGACACGACGUGCCCUUAGAUUCCAUAGUGCUGGCUUGCUUCAACAGGAUCCAGAAGAUCGACGAAGUGACCUUUGAGACCUGGAUGAGAAUUCUUGAGCAAGAAAGUAGGACUGUCCUUUGGCUAAUUGAAUUCCCGAAAGAGGCUCAGCGUCGCAUCAACCAGCACGCGUCGAGAAGAGGUGUUGACCCUCGUCGGCUCAUAUGGUCCCCGAUGGCAGCAGAAGAAGAAUUUAUGCACAUGGCCGCAGCUGCUGAUCUCUUCCUCGACACUCCACGAUGUUCAUCCUCUUUCUUCGCAUCCUCCCCUCCUCACAACUUCCAGGCAACGCUCACACAACUGCUUCCUACUCCCUUUGGGCUUCGACUCCUGUUCUCACCCUCUCCCUCCUCCGCCCUGUCGCUCGCGUUGGCAGCUCUCUGUCCCUCGCAGCAGGGCCCCAAGCCGCUGCCUUCAUUGGUAAGAAAGAACGGACAGAAGGAGUGGGUGCAGGAAGAGCAGCAGCAGCAGCAGCAGCAGCAGCAGCAGCAGCAGCAGCAGCAGCAGGGUGGCAGAGCUGAGGAGCGAGGAGCGAGGAGGAGGAGGAGGAUAAUGUUGGAUGCAGCUCGUAACCUGGAAGACUACGCGAGCCUGAUGAGAGUCGCGAUCAAGCAACGAACAUCUCUAGGUACACCUCCUCCAUUCCGCUCCAUUGCUCGCUUCUCACAGUGUGUCGUGCUGCUUGUGAUCUGUUGGCUACAGAGCUGGUGA